Molecule: messenger RNA, 921 nt
Organism: Euleptes europaea (tarantolino)
Lineage: Eukaryota; Metazoa; Chordata; Lepidosauria; Squamata; Sphaerodactylidae
Product: estradiol 17-beta-dehydrogenase 11-like
Exons: 7
Coding region: 19-921 (300 amino acids)
Cellular component (GO): lipid droplet
Molecular function (GO): oxidoreductase activity, acting on the CH-OH group of donors, NAD or NADP as acceptor
Source: RefSeq, a predicted model, not a curated record
GGACAUUUAGAGAGCAAAAUGUCUCUCUUGCUUGAGAUCCCCUUGUUUUUGUUGAUUGCCCUUUAUUCCUACUUGGAGGCUUUUAUCAAGCUUUUCAUUCCGGUGAAGAGAAAGUCUGUCACUGGAGAGAUUGUCCUGAUCACCGGAGCUGGCCAUGGACUUGGGAGAGCCAUGGCUUACGAAUUUGCGAAGCAUCGCUCCAGAUUAGUUCUCUGGGAUAUCAAUAAGCAAGGCGUUGAAGAAACAGCUGCAGAAUGCAGAAGACUGGGAGCCACGGCUCAUGCCUUCGUGGUGGACUGCAGCAACAAAGAGGAAAUCUACUGCACUGCAGAGAAGGUGAAAGAAGAAAUUGGAGAUGUAUCUAUCUUGAUGAACAAUGCAGGAGUGAUAGCUCCAACUGAUCUGCUGUCAACUGAGGACUGUGAGAUCCAGAAAAUGUUUGAAGUCAACAUCCUCGCUCACUACUGGACUUCAAAAGCAUUCCUGCCAACCAUGAUGAGGAACAACCGUGGCCAUGUUGUCACUGUGGCGUCUGCUGGUGGUCACAUAGUGGCUCCUUUUCUUGUGACUUAUUGCUCAACCAAAUUUGCUGCUGUGGGAUUUCACAAAGCUCUGACGCAGGAAUUGAUUACACUGAAAAAGAACGGGGUCCAGACUUCAUGCAUCUGUCCUAUGUUUAUAAAUAGCGGCUUUGUCAAAAAUCCAUCAUCAAGACUGAUGCCACCUUUGGAGCCAGAAGAAGUAGCAAAGAAAGUAAUGGAGGGGAUAUUGGCCAAUAAGAGAAUGAUUUUUGUUCCACCGCUUCUGAAAGUCAGUGUAAUGCUGGAUAGGUUUCUUCCUGCUCGGGCAGUUGCCGCAUUGUGGAGGCUGAAUGAACUUAAAUUUGAUGCCGUUGUUGGGUACAAGGAUAAAGAAAAAUGA